AUGCUUCUCUGUUCUGGUAGGGAGUUGAGUCGACGAAUUUUUAAAAGUCGCUCCCCUGUGCAGGUUUCAUCGAUUUACACUGCAAAAGAAUUGCGUGAUCAGUUCUUACAGUAUUUCGCUUCUAAAAAUCACACGAUUGUUCCUGGAAGCAGUGUCAUUCCAAAGGAUGAUCCUUCUUUGCUUUUCGUGAAUGCUGGAAUGAAUCAGUUCAAAAAGUAUUACCUUGGUCAAGCAGUUCCCGAAGUCCGUCGAGUAACGACUUCACAACUCUGUAUUCGUGCCGGAGGAAAACAUAAUGAUUUGGAUAACAUCGGUUUUACUCCUCGUCAUCAAACAAUGUUUGAAAUGCUGGGCAAUUUUUCUUUGGGUGACUACUACAAAGACGAGGCGAUUUCAAUGGCCUAUGAAUUUGUAAGCAAAGUCCUGCAGAUUCCAAACUCACACCUCCGCGUGUCGAUUCACGAAAAAGACGAUUCAGCGCGCUCUAUUUGGAAGUCUAUUGCUGGGUUUCAAGAUAGCCAAAUCGUUAGUCGUGGAAAUAAAGACAAUUUAUGGAGUAUGGGAAGUAGCGAUUCUCCAAGUGGCUUUUGCUCCGAGCUCUUUUUCACAACCGACCCUUUCUCAACGUACGAUAACUGGCUCGAAAUUUGGAAUCUUGUUUUUAUGAACACACAGUCCAAGGUACGUUCUCUCUUUUUUAGCCUCAUUUUGAAGGGCGGAUGGAUUGAUACCGGCAUGGGAUGCGAACGCAUGCUCUCCGUCCUAAAUGGAGUUCCAUCGAACUUCGAAACGGACGUUUUCACGGGGAUUUUGUCGUCCAUCCAAGCUCGGUUUCCCUCUCUCUCGUCGUCCCACGCGCACAUCUUCGCCGACCAUCUUCGAACGUCCGUUGUGUUGGCCAAUGAAAUCGUUCCCUCGUCGAAAGGCCGCGGUUAUGUGCUUCGAAAAAUCUUCCGCCGAAUGCUUCGCUUCGCGUACCUGAAUCACAUCGAUUAUCCCUUCGUUUCGGAGCUGAUUCCCGCGGUUAUCCAGGCUCUUCACGCGCAGCUGCCCGAGCUGGCGGGAAACCAGGAGAAAAUCGAGCGGAUUUUGGGCAUGGAGGAGGAGUUUUUCUGGCGAGCUGUGGCGGAAGGGAAGAAACUGGUCGCUUCGAAAGCGAAAAAAGUGGGGUUUUUUGGAGGAGAAACGCUCCGACAGCUUCGAGCCGAUACGGGACUGCCUCUGGAUAUGGUGGAAACACUGUUCCAGGAGAAGAAGAUAACCGUGGAAUCGGAGGCGAGCGAUCAGCUUUUGCAGGAAGAAAUGGAGAAUGAGCGAAUGGCACAAGUCGAAAAAUGGGGGAUCCCACCGGAGAGUCAAUGGAGUGGCCGUUUCGCUGGACAAACCGUCGAAAUGGAGAAACUGACAUCGUUAUCGAGCGUGUCGCAGAAAGCCAAAAUCCAGGCGAUUUCGAAAAGUGGAAACGUGGAAUUUGUGGUGUUGGAUCGCUGUCCAUUCUUCCCCACGCAGGCGGGUCAGGAAGGCGACCGCGGCGUUGUUGUGUGGAAUGGCCGCGAGAUCGGGGUGAUGGAUACGAUUAAACACGGACAAACGAUCAUAAACGUGCUUCCCGCAUCGAAUCUCCCGCUGAAUAGCGAGGUCGAAUGUGUGAUCGAUCUGCGCCACCGCCAGGCGGUCGCCAGACAUCACAGCGCCACUCAUCUGCUUCACGCCUGCCUGGGCGAGUUGUCGGGCGUUCACCAGUCGCUUCAGGCAGGAUCCCACAUCACCGAGAAGGAGUUUUCGUUCGAUUUUUACACGGGGUUCUUGACUCCUUUGCUGAAAUCGCCGCAGGCUUUUAUCGAACUCGUAGAAUCGAAAAUGAACGCGGCUGCACGCGCCGAAAUCCCGGUGAAACGCGUGGAUUUCACAGCGAAAGAUCUUGAAACGGUUCCGAAAGGAACCUUCAUUGGGGAUAUUUCCCACAUCUCACAGUCAGAAAACGUUUUUCACACCAUUUCCAUCGGGAAUCUCAGUCGCGAGUUCUGCUGCGGCCAGCACGUAGCGAAUUCGGGCGAUCUGUUUCCCGUGGUAAUCAGCGGAGUGCAAUCGAUCUCUGCAGGAAUCAAGCGAAUCACCGGAAAGGCCGGAAUGGCUGCUUCUGAGGUGCUCUUCGAGCAGCAUCGAACGUUGAAUCAGCUGCUCGGAUCGUUUGCCUGCAGCGAGAAGGAGAUCGUGAAGAAGGCCGAGGGGUUGCAGAGUCAGGUGAAAUCGCUGGAGCAAACAAAAGCGGCGUUGUUGCGAUUUGCGGCUGCUUCGAUGGCUCCUACCUAUGAAGUUCAUUGCUCCUCGAAUUCCAGCUCUUCAACCUUGCGGUCGCUGCAAGUGUUUGAAAUUCCUGCAGAGAUUCCAAAGGAAAUCAUCGAUAAGCUGAUGGACAAAAACGCGCUUCAGCUGUUUGUGCAGAGCAGGUCGUUUACGCUGGUCUGUGAGGAUGACCAGCUGAGAGAAAAACUGAAGAGUCUUCUGUUCCAGGUGGGAGAAGGAGGAAAAGGAGGAGGAAAGAAGGGAAUAUUGAAGGGAGUUUGCAAUGCUUCUCUGGUGAACAAGAAGCAAGAGAUAGAAAGCGAGAUUGCGAACAUUUUACAACUGUAA
Messenger RNA from Blastocystis hominis, 2634 nucleotides. Its product is annotated as Alanyl-tRNA synthetase. Gene Ontology annotation, cellular component: cytoplasm. The coding region runs from base 1 to 2634 and encodes 877 amino acids. The transcript is spliced from 10 exons. Gene Ontology annotation, biological process: tRNA modification; alanyl-tRNA aminoacylation. The record is from RefSeq and is a predicted model, not a curated record. Gene Ontology annotation, molecular function: amino acid binding; ATP binding; aminoacyl-tRNA deacylase activity. NCBI's taxonomy places the organism in Eukaryota, Bigyra, Opalinata, Blastocystidae.